AUGGCGCUCGCAUAUCCAGAAGGCGAAUGCUUCUUCCGACGAUCUGCGCUGAACUCAUCCAACAAAGAAUACUAUCAGGCGGACCGUCCAGACCACUUCUAUGGUCAUUUCUUGCUCGAGUUCAUCUGGAACAAACCGAGUCAUACCGGAUCAGAUGCUCGGGAGAAACGCACUCAUCCACGCACGUCCUACCAGCUGAUCGACGAGACUCUUAUUUUACCCAUGGGGGGCUUCCGUGUAGGCCCAUUCAUUGGAGCUUGGAAACAGUUACCUAUCGUGUAUGGGUCCCACUAUAGCAAAGGUCAGCACCGCCGCGUGCAGCACAAUCUCUGUACCUCGAGCGGCCGCCUCCAGAAACAAAUGGACGGUGAUCCAUUAGAGUCGUGGUUCAUGACCAUGCCAAUGCCAAAGAGAGAGGAAGGCUGGGCUUUCAUCGAUCGAGUAACAAACAUACGAGCAAUCUACAUCCCCAUUGCCCAGCAAGCGUCCGAGGACCAUCCCGAGCUUUGCACCUUCUACCAAGUCAACUUCACUGUUGCCGAUGACAAAGUGAGGAUGCUGCACCAUUCGGGCUCGGCGAGCAACCCGACAGUUGACUGGAGAGACGUACCAUUGAAUAAAACAGUGGGACUCUCCGACUGGUGGUCUCUGACGGUUGGAAUCAACUUCAACGGGCUGGUCGAGCUGCUGUCCCUGCCCCGCCAGCUGCGCCGCCAGAACGCCUUUUCCUCUGGCAACAUUAUGAUGAUUGACAAGGACCUGGUAGCUUCGCCUCCGAUCGAGCACAGCUACAGCGACUCGGCCGACUUUGAUUGGACAACCAUUUCCGGUGCAAACCACGGCCUGCCCAUCCAGUGGAAGCCCACCAUCAAGAAGCAAGAUUGGUUGGAGAACUUUCUAAAGAACUCACUCACCGUUGCCGUGGGGUUCAUCCCCGGCAUCGGUCCGAUCGCUGCGAUUGCAUUCCCGCUCGCCUGGACGGCUAUUGCAGACCCGGACAAUUUCGUGGACACCAUGAGGAACGUAUGUCCCGGUGUCGAUCUGCAGUUAAAGCUUGUGGAGCUGCUCAGCUCCAUCGGCGAGAACUCAUCCAAGAAUGUCCAACAGUACCUGCCAGAGGGAUGGGAAGAAUCAGCCCUUGGCUCCAAGUUUCUGUCGGGUCCUAGGCCCACGACGACCAUGAGAAUGGCCGCCUUGACCAGCGAGCCCGCAGCUGAUGAAGAUGUUGAAGCCUCUAACCCCGAACCCGAGUCCUUUGUCUCCAGGGAAGAGACGAGCAUCAUUGAUGAGCUGAAGGCUCUGGACGGCCAAGACUUUGAGGCUGCGCUCGCGGCGCUCGCUAGCGAUGGCAGAGCCGCCGAGGACAUUGCUGUGUUCACAGCAGACACGACCAAGAGUCUUGUUGCAACCACGGACGACGUUCGACUGGAAGACGAAAUCGACAAUGAGCAGCUUGCCGAUACUGUCACAUUGAACGAGUUCGGGCCGAGUAUGUAUUUCACCAUGACUGAGCAGAUAUUGAAGGACACUGCGGUGCCUCAGGAAGACAGUGAGUGGGCUCAGCUCGUCAAGGCAGCAGAGACCGUGGUCGGUACUGUCACGUCCCCCUUGACCAACACACUGGGCUCUGUUCUUGGUGGCGGGAAAAAGGCAGAGACCGAGCCCGUUGAGGACGAUCCGACUGUUACGGAUGCUCCCGUCAAUGAUUUUGGCUGGAGUGAAAAGUACUUGCGAUCCCUCUUUACUGGUGAAAUUGCCAUUGAAGGCAAGAUGUGA
This is a messenger RNA of Pestalotiopsis fici W106-1, 1776 nucleotides long. RefSeq lists its product as uncharacterized. The record is from RefSeq and is a predicted model, not a curated record. Lineage: Eukaryota; Fungi; Ascomycota; Sordariomycetes; Amphisphaeriales; Sporocadaceae. The coding region runs from base 1 to 1776 and encodes 591 amino acids. The transcript is spliced from 3 exons.